AGUCUGACUUGUUUGUAAACUCAGUCGCCCCGCACACCGCGCGAACGUAACACAUCAUAAUGGUGAAGGCACGGAAAUACGUCGUCAAAAAACACUUCGAAGGUUUACCAAAACGUGAAGAUUUCGAAAUAGUGGAAUACGAGCUACCACCAAUCAAGAAUGGAGAGAUUCUUGUCAAAGUUGAGUGGGUGAGUGUGGAUCCAUACAUGCGUGCCUACAAUUCACGAUACCCCACACCGUACGACCAGUUUGGUUUCCAAGUCGGCUUGGUAGAAGAUUCCAAGGACCCCAGAUAUCCAGUUGGGACCAGAGUCGUCUCCCACAAAGGAUGGUGUGACUAUACUAUCAUUGAUCCCAACGACAAAAAUCCUGCUGCCGGGCAAGUGUAUAAGUUGCCGAACUUAAACGGUUUGUCGAAUUCAUUGGGAGUUGGCGCCGUGGGUAUGCCUGGUGCCACCGCUUACUUUGGAUUUUUGGAAAUUUGUCAGCCCAAAGCAGGUGAGACAGUGGUUGUGACGGGCGCUGCUGGAGCGGUCGGCUCGCUGGUCGGACAGAUUGCUAAGAUCAAGGGCUGCAAGGUCAUCGGCUUCGCUGGCUCUGACGAUAAGGUGCAGUGGCUGGAGGAGAUCGGAUUCGACAAGGCGAUCAACUACAAGACUGCUGACGUCUCCGCGGCGCUCAAAGAAGCUGCUCCCAAGGGAGUCGAUUGCUACUUCGACAAUGUUGGCGGUGAGCUCAGCAGUAUCAUUAUCAACCAGAUGAAUGACUUCGGCAGGGUAUCAGUUUGUGGCAGCAUCAGUUCAUACAACGCGGAUCCUGCUAACGUGCCCAAGGCACCUAUCCUACAACCUGCUUUAGUGUUCAAACAAUUGAAAAUCGAAGGGUUCCUUGUGUGGCGUUGGAUGAACCGCCAGUCGGAGGCACAUACACAACUUAUCAAGUGGAUACAAAGUGGUCAGCUGAAGCCCAGGGAACACAUCACUGAAGGUUUCGAAAACAUCUUCGAUGCUUUUCUGGGAAUAUUGAACGGGGAAAAUGUUGGAAAGGCUGUUGUUAAAUUAUAAGUUUUUUUAUAAAUUCUACUCAUGUUGAUCCAAUGUGUUGAUCAGUGACAUUAAAGAUCAUGUUUUAUGUUGUG
Molecule: messenger RNA, 1138 nt
Organism: Helicoverpa armigera (cotton bollworm)
Lineage: Eukaryota; Metazoa; Arthropoda; Insecta; Lepidoptera; Noctuidae
Product: prostaglandin reductase 1
Exons: 1
Coding region: 60-1064 (334 amino acids)
Biological process (GO): prostaglandin metabolic process
Cellular component (GO): cytoplasm
Molecular function (GO): 2-alkenal reductase [NAD(P)H] activity; 15-oxoprostaglandin 13-reductase [NAD(P)+] activity
Source: RefSeq, a predicted model, not a curated record